AUGUCUUCCGUCAAAGUGGCCGUCCGAGUGCGGCCUUUCAAUAAAAGAGAGAUCGAUCUAGACUGCAGCAACAUCAUUCGCAUGGUCGACAACAAGACUGUAAUACAGAAUCCCAAGUCUUCUGGCCAUGAUGAGGAUGCAAAAGAAUUCACCUUUGACCACUCAUACUGGUCCUUUGAUGAGAGUGAUGCACACUUUGCCUCUCAAAGCUUAGUUUUCCAGCACCUGGGCAAAGAGAUUGUAUCGGAUGCGAUUGAGGGCUACAACUCCUGCAUCUUUGCUUACGGCCAGACUGGAUCGGGAAAAACGCACACAAUGAUGGGCGAUAGCAGCUCUGAGGGUCUCAUUCCUCGAAUCUGUCAGUGGCUCUUCCAGCAGAUGUCCUCUACUGAAAAGAACAGCGAAACUGUUUCUAACAGGACUGAAAUAAGCUACUUGGAAAUUUACAAUGAGCAAGUUCGAGACUUGUUGGACAGUAACCAGGACAUCAACGGCAACUUUCGGCGACCAUUGAAAGUUCGCGAAGAUCCGAAGAAGGGCCCUUACGUAGAGAAGCUUUCAAAGCACAUGGUUUGCUCGUAUGAAGAGAUUCUCGAGCUCAUGCAAAAGGGCAACGCCAAUCGAACCACUGCUGCUACCAGUAUGAAUGACACCAGCUCUCGCUCUCACGCUAUCUUCACCAUCUCGUUCAGCAAGGCGUCCUACGUGGCAAAUAAUCCUUACGAGACGAUAUCUAAAAUCAACCUGGUCGACCUUGCUGGCAGUGAGCGCGCUAAUGCCACUAACGCGCAAGGACAACGUCUCGUUGAAGGUAGCCACAUUAACAAAUCAUUAGUCACACUGGGCAGCGUCAUUUCCAUACUGGCAGAGAACUGCAAAAAGAAUAAUAAAAAGAAAAGCUUUAUCCCCUAUCGUGACUCCAUCCUCACUUGGCUUCUCAAAGACAGCUUAGGAGGCAACUCAAAGACUGUCAUGGUGGCCACCAUUUCUCCAGCCGAUGUUAACUACGGCGAAACACUGAACACGCUGAGGUAUGCGAAUCGGGCAAAGAACAUUCUCAACAAGCCGCACAUCAACGAGGACGUUCAGACAAAGUUGAUUCGUGAGCUGCGCUCUGAAAUUGAACGACUCAACUCGAUGAUUAAUCAGAACCCGACGCUGACUGGGCGAAUCCAGGAAAGCGAGGCGAAGGUGAACAAGCUGACUGAAGAAUGGAUGAACAAGUGGGACGACGUCAAAAGCAUCUUCAAGGAGCAGGACUUUAUUGCCAUCCGAAAGUCGGGCAACUUUGGUCUCAUCCUCGACUCUGAUCGACCCCACCUGAUCGUCUGCGUUGAUGACGAUGUCCUCAGCACCGGUGUCACGCUGUACCACCUGAACGACGGCACUACCUCAAUAGGCACCAAGUUUGCCGACACCAAGCAAGACAUCGUGAUUAACGGCGGCUCUGAUGUGGAAGAUGAGCACUGUACCAUUCACUGGAAUAGCAAGGACAAUGUGGUGACGCUAAAUCCAAUCAACAAGGCGCUUUGCUUUGUCAACAAUACCCUCGUCGAAGGGCCAACCGUCCUCCAUCAGGGUUGUCUGAUUGUUUUUGGCGAGAACAUGUACCGUUUCAGUAAUCCACUUGAGGUGAAAAACUUGAAGCAAAAGGCCAACCAGGACACCUCCUUUCUCAAUCGCUCAUCCCACUUGAUUAGCUCUACCUCAUACGACAGCAUGUACACCUCUGUCAACUCCAUCAACAAUAAGAAGGCGCUCAUGAGUAGCUUUGCCUCUAGUCACGGACUGAAUGAAAACGAUGAGGAAGGAAUUCAAAACGCUACAUCUUCUUCAGAUGCUGAAACCAGCUGCCUGUCGGACAAGUUUGCCCUCGUCAAUGAAGAGCUCAAUUUCAUAAAGGCUUUCUUGCUUGAACUUCAGCGAGUUAUAAAGUGCGACAGUGAAGAGCCAACCCGAAGUCUGAUGGAAACGUUUGUGGAUAUUGUUGUUCAAAUUGGCAAAGAUGAACACUUCUCAAAGGAGCGAAUUUUGACCAUUCUCUCGUUCAUCAACAAACUGGAGCUCAAUGAUGUGAGGGGAUCAGACGAGGCGGCCAUCCAAAAGGUGGGCGACUUUCUGAUGGCCAAGUUGAACACCCUCAAAGUGCAGGUGAAGGACGAGAUGAAGCUCGACUACAUGAACAACAAUGAAGCUGCAAGCAACAACUCCACUGUGGAUGAUAGUACCACCACCACCAGUACUACCAGCGACAGCGGCGAGCAGAUGGCCGAAUCUGCAUUGACCGAAUCCGCCUACGGCCAAUUGUGUCACCUUGCCUCUGAAGUCGACUCAAACAUGGCUUUGCUCAGUCAGUGCGUCAACCAGCUAAACAUUGCCAAUCAGGCGGCCAGCUCGGAGAUUAACAGUAUCACAAGCUCAAACUCGACCGUCACCCCAGUCACAUCUAGUCAGCAGCAGCAGCCGGCGAACGGCCAGUCGCUGGAAGAGAUCAUCGAAAGUGAAGUGCAACGACGCCUGGAGCUGCACCUUCAGGGCAGCACCUUUGACUCACGCACAACCACUAAUUCAGAGCACAGUUUUGAAGCCACCAACUUGAAUCUCGUCCCAAAGGAGCUCAUGUGCUCGACGCCGUUGCUUUCGAGCACUUCUCCGAGGGAACACGCCACCAAAGUGGGUCGUUCACUGUCUGUGACCUACGAAGAGCUUGAUCAAAUUGAAAUAUACAUCCCUGCAUUUCACAUUCUCUAUCAUCCCGAUGAACACUACGAAUAUGAGAUCAAAGUGCAUUGGCAUCAACAGCGACAAGUGGACAAUCUUCCGCCGUUACCGAAGCUUUCUGCAGCUGCACAAGUUCAUCCGGGCAAUGUACGGGAAUCGGAUAAACAUGCCACUGUUUCCACGCAAAAGACUGUGGAACAAUAUGAAUGA
Rhagoletis zephyria (snowberry fruit fly) is the source of this 2931-nucleotide messenger RNA. The record is from RefSeq and is a predicted model, not a curated record. NCBI's taxonomy places the organism in Eukaryota, Metazoa, Arthropoda, Insecta, Diptera, Tephritidae.